Molecule: messenger RNA, 2733 nt
Organism: Toxotes jaculatrix (banded archerfish)
Lineage: Eukaryota; Metazoa; Chordata; Actinopteri; Toxotidae
Product: B2 bradykinin receptor-like
Exons: 2
Coding region: 60-1100 (346 amino acids)
Biological process (GO): smooth muscle contraction; G protein-coupled receptor signaling pathway; immune response
Cellular component (GO): membrane
Molecular function (GO): bradykinin receptor activity
Source: RefSeq, a predicted model, not a curated record
UACUAGGAACAGUGUGGUUAGGUAUCUGGACAUUUCAUCUGUGGACUUACUCAGGAAGAAUGUCUUUUAAACCUACAAGUGUCCCAGACUUAUAUGGAGACCAAAACAACACCAAUGGCACUGAAUGUCCAGAGGACAACUGGGAGUGGCUCCACACCAGUCAGCCAGUUUACACCUUGCUCAUCUCUGUGCUGGGAAUCGUGUUUAAUGUGUUUGUCCUGAUGGUAUUCUGUCUCCACAAGAAAGCCUGCACCGUGGCUGAGAUCUACUUGAGCAACUUGGCUGCUGCUGACCUUGUCCUGGUGUCCUGUUUGCCCUUCUGGGCUGUCAACGUAUCCAAUGGUUUCAAUUGGACCUUUGGUCUGUUCAUGUGCAAAGUCGUCAACUUGGGCAUUAAGAUGAAUGUCUACUGCAGCAUCUACUUCCUAGUUCUGAUCAGCAUUGAUCGCUAUGUGGCAUUGGUGCAUACAAUGUCCCAUGGCAGAAUGCGUAGGCCAAAGUAUGCCAAACUGGGCUGUCUGCUGAUGUGGGGUUUCGGCUUGCUCAUGAGUAUCCCGACACUUGUCUUCCGGGAGGAGGAAUAUUUCCCUGAUUUUGGUGUUAAUGCAUGCUUUCUGAAAUACCCAAACCAAACCGUAGCAUUGCUCUGCGAUGGGAUGUUGAUCGUUUUCGGCUUCAUCAUCCCCAUUUUGAUUAUCUCAUUCUGUACUGUCAAAAUUAUCCAGGCUUUGAAAAUCCAGGCAGUAGAGAGAUUCAGUGCUGAGAAAACGGAGCAGAAAGCUACCACUCUGAUGAUGGUCGUCCUCCUCGCCUUCCUCAUCUGUUGGGUACCAUUCCACAUCGUCACCAUACUGGACGUGCUCUUGAGAGCCGAUGUCCUGAGAGGCUGUCACUUAACAAAUGUCCUAGAAAUCUGCAACCAAAUCUUCAGCUAUCUAGGCUUCUUCAACAGUGUCCUCAACCCAAUCCUGUAUGUUAUCGUAGGAAAGAACUUCCGGAAAAAAGUUUGGGAGCUCUUCAAGCAGUGGAGCAUUAAGAGAACAACAGCCUCGGAGUCCACACGCUCACACUUGUCCUCUACUUUAAAGACUGUGUUAUAAAUCAAUGCUGUCAAAAUCACAAUCCUCUCAAAAAUAGAAUUUGCAGAAAGAUGACCGUGGAAGACAGUUAAUAAUCAUUUAAUAACCAUGAACCAAUGUUAAUGAUUCAAAUGAUUAGCUAAAUUCAUGAUUAGAUCUGCAGUGGAUAGUAUAGUAACGGGACCAAAUCUUCCUUCCUCAAAUCAGCCUUUGAUGAGAUGUCUUCUCAAAAAGAUUUUUAGGAAAUAUAACUAUAUCUGUGGGGUCAUAUGGGGCUGGAAUGUUACCUGCUGGAGAAGGUGUUGUAGAUUAAUGUACAUAUUCUGUCUUGUAUCUCUGCUAACUCAGAUUGUAAAUAGUAAAUAUCUGUAGCCCCCUGAGUAUCAAGUAAAAUAUGGUUGUCUCAUUGGAUCUUUAUAAGUCUUUAUAAUAAAUGUAGAGUUAAGUUGAGCUUAAAAAUUAGAAUGUAAGAAAGCUCUGACAGCUGUUUACUAAGUGUUUUCUUAUGCCUCUGACUCAUUGUCUGCAGAGUUAAAAACAGGACUCUGUCAAAAAGUUUCCAGUGGUGACACACAAACAUGCCCCCUUUUUGCUGGCUGUACAGACAUCAGUUGUCUCAUUAUACAUUUCUCCUCACACCCAUCAUGAAAUGGCCCAAUGUUGACUCAGUGUGGGCUGCGGGACUGGGUACACCCCUAGUUGUCUCCAAAAUGAAGGCAUGUGAUGCCAAACAGGAAAUCUUUGUUAGGAGUAAGACCUUACCACUAUUGCCAGGAUUGGAAAUUGUUGUGGAACAGAAAACAUGCAGGCAGACAAAGUUACCUCAAACAGUAACAUAUAUGCCAAAAAUACACAUUAAGAUCUGAUCCAUGUAUUUUUCUCUGCUGUUCAGGACUAUGACACCAUGCUUUUUACUCUAUUCUUUCAAAUGUGGAAUAUAUAUCAUUCCUUGUUCAAAGGGUCUGCAUUUUUUAUUCAAACUGAAAUAAAAACUAUGUUUUUUGCUAAGGAAUCAGUCUACAGUCUACAUUCCUUUUUGUUCAUACUACGUGAACAAAAACGAAUGUCCAGUGGGUGCCAAUAUUAUCAAACUGGGCUGAAUAGCUUCCACUUUCCACAUAUAAGAAAAACUUACACCAUAUAACCAUAUGAUGGCCAAAUCUUGUGGCUUGAAUCACAAAUGGUAUAUAACCGAUGCUAAAUCAUCUGGGCUUGUUGAAAAAGGGGGGAAAUUGUUUCGUAUCACAGUCUGAAGACUGCACAGGAUGAUGGCAAUAAACGUGGCACUUCACGGAUGUUGACGGCAUAGCAACAGCUGUCUUCAAAUGUUACUACAGCUGCCAUGAAAAAUGUUCAGCCAGAGGAUGGAAUCUUAGACACUGUUUCCACACGAGUCCAAAAACAGUUUUAUUCUCAUUUAAAAAAGGGAACAUACGUGCUGUGGCUGCAGUAUCAUCUUUGUUUACAUUUCCUCACACAAAAGUGACAAGAAUUCAAAUUUCAGUUGAACUUUAAUAUAUAAAUUGUCACUGUGUGUGUGUCUGUGUGCUUAAUCCUAAUGUAUGUGUUCAUAAAUCCACAUAAAUGUGCGUAAAUGUGUCGCCUGCUUUGUUUUCAAUCACAUACAUGCUCCUUACAGUAUCUGCUGCUAAGA